Molecule: messenger RNA, 16264 nt
Organism: Coregonus sp. 'balchen'
Lineage: Eukaryota; Metazoa; Chordata; Actinopteri; Salmoniformes; Salmonidae
Source: the annotation of a GenBank genome assembly
AGAGCCAUCAUGUCUUCCAGUUCAGCGACAACCAGGAUCCUGAUCAAGGGUGGCAAGGUGAGUGUGUUGUGUUGACUGUUGUUGUUGUGGUUGUUGAUGGUGGUGGUGAAGAUCCCAGUGGGAUUUAAACAUUUUCUGGUAUGUGUUCAUCUAAAAUAAAUCACUGGGGAGUAUUACAGAGUUGCGGAUAUUACCUGUUUCAUUAUUCAUUUUUUUCUGUCCAGCACCUGAUUCUGUCCAGCACCUGAUUCUGUCUAGCACCUGAUUCUGUCCAGCACCUGAUUCUGUCUAGCACCUGAUUCUGUCUAGCACCUGAUUCUGUCCAGCACCUGAUUCUGUCUAGCACCUGAUUCUGUCCAGCACCUGAUUCUGUCCAGCACCUGAUUCUGUCUAGCACCUGAUUCUGUCUAGCACCUGAUUCUGUCUAGCACCUGAUUCUGUCUAGCACCUGAUUCUGUCUAGCACCUGAUUCUGUCUAGCACCUGAUUCUGUCUAGCACCUGAUUCUGUCCAGCACCUGAUUCUGUCUAGCACCUGAUUCUGUCCAGCACCUGAUUCUGUCCAGCACCUGAUUCUGUCUAGCACCUGAUUCUGUCCAGCACCUGAUUCUGUCCAGCACCUGAUUAGUGCAUAUUUUUCCCACCAGGUGGUGAACGAUGACCUGACGCAGGAGGCAGACGUCUACAUUGAGAACGGCAUCAUCAUGCAGGUGGGGGAGGGGCUGAUGAUCCCGGGAGGGGCCAAGGUGAUUGACGCUUCUGGGAAACUGGUCCUCCCCGGGGGGAUCGACACCAGUGUGCACCUCCAGCAGACUUUCAUGAAUGCUACCACCGUGGAUGACUACUACAGCGGCACCAAGGUAUGUGCUGUCUGUAUGGCCUUCAGGAGUCCUGUCUGUGAGGUUGAGAGAGAAAAACACUGCUAUAGGCAUUACCCUCAAUAACCCAGCGCUAUAGGCAUUACCCUCAAUAACCCAGCGCUGUAGGCAUUACCCUCAAUAACCCAGUGCUGUAGGUAUUACCCUCAAUACCCAGUGCUGUAGGCAUUACCCUCAGUACCCCAGUGAUGUAGGCAUUACCCUCAAUAAUCCAGUGCUGUAGGUAUUACCCUCAAUAACCCAGUGAUGUAGGCAUUACCCUCAAUAAUCUAGUGCUGUAGGUAUUACCCUCAAUAACCUAGCGCUGUAGGCAUUACCCUCAAUAACCCAGUGUGGUGGACAUUACCCUCAAUAAUCCAGUGAUGUAGGUAUUACCCUCAAUAACCCAGCGCUGUAGACAUUACCCUCAAUAAUCCAGUGAUGUAGGUAUUACCCUCAAUAACCCAGCGCUGUAGGCAUUACCCUCAAUAACCCAGUGUGGUGGACAUUACCCUCAAUAAUCCAGUGAUGUAGGUAUUACCCUCAAUAACCCAGCGCUGUAGGCAUUACCCUCAAUAAUCCAGUGAUGUAGGCAUUACCCUCAAUAAUCCAGUGAUGUAGGCAUUACCCUCAAUAAUCCAGUGAUGUAGGCAUUACCCUCAAUAACCCAGCGCUGUAGGCAUUACCCUCAAUAAUCCAGUGAUGUAGGCAUUGCCCUCAAUAAUCCAGUGAUGUAGGCAUUACCCUCAAUAAUCCAGUGCUGUAGGCAUUACCCUCAAUAACCCAGUGAUGUAGGCAUUACCCUCAAUAAUCCAGUGCUGUAGGUAUUACCCUCAAUAACCCAGUGAUGUAGGCAUUACCCUCAAUAAUCCAGUGCUUGCUCUUUGGGGAUUAAGGCAGAGUUACUUGUUGUUGUAAAAAUGGCUGUAUCAUUCAACUUUGAUUAAUUGAUUUUAGGACUGGCAUUACUCUCUCUCUCUCUCUCUUUCUCUCUCUCUCUGUAUUUUGGUAGAAACCUGCGGCAAAGUUGGACUAGCAAAGCCAAAUACUCAGCUACAACAAUGACAUUCCCAGUGGGAAGAACAGGUUGCAAUAACAUCAUUACUACGAUGCCCUCUGGGAAUUUGGCAAUACAUUAUACUAAUAGGUCAUUGCAAUGAUGAACUGUCAAAUGUAAUGGUAGCAACUAUUGUUAGAGAAGGUAAUAUAUAGGUUUUGUACAGCAACGAGAGUCAAUAUGGUGGUAUGGGAAGACAGAGAUAUAGUUACCAUGCACCAAUUGAUAAUGAUAAUUGACCCAGCCUUGUGGGAAACUAACAACCAUCUGUCAGACAUAUUCCACCUCACUGUAACCCACUGGACCACAAUGUUCCACCAUGGCAACUAAUUAAACGAAUCUUCCCAGUGUGCCUUGCAGCGUGAGAAAAUAACUUCAGAUUUUGUGUGGAGACAGACUCCUGAAUCCUUCCUUCCUGAAUCCCAUGUCGACCCUUGGUCCCUCAUCCCCACAUCCCCACACACUCCUGGAGAUCUGGAUAGAAGGCCAAAAUCCCACUCAACCUCUCAGAAUGCAAAUUGAAGUGAUUACCAUAUUGCCAAUCAACUACCAAUUCUCUUUGAUCUACAGAAGUAGCUAGGGGCUAGGGGUUGAUUAGGGAUUCAGGGAGAGUGUAAGAAAUAAUCAGAUAACUAAUAUUAAACCGGGCGUGGUUAGGACUCAGAGAUGCUGCAUUUAUUUAGACAAAGAUAGUGGAUGCAUAAUUCUGCUGACUGAAGUUAGAUAUGAUACAUUAUUCUCUGUUGUUCUGAGUCCUCUUUAUUUUAUUACAUAACUCACUUCCCCCAUCAAUGAUUUAUAUAGAUGAUGUGGCAGAAAGCUGUGGAAGCUGUAGCAGGGUGUGCUGUCUCCUGAUGCAGUCAGACAGCAGGGCACUGAACAUACCGGAAAUAAUUCCAUUCUAUUCUGUUCUAUUUCAUUCUAUUCUGUUCAGUUCUAUUCAGUUCUAUUCUGUUCUAUCCUGUUCUAUUCUGUUCUCUUCUAUUCUGUUCUGUUCUAUUCAGUUCUAUUCUAUUCCAUUCUAUUCUAUUCAGUUCUAUUCAGUUCUAUUCUGUUCUAUCCUGUUCUAUUCUGUUCUGUUCUAUUCUGUUCUGUUCUAUUCUGUUCUGUUCUAUUCUGUUCUAUUCUAUUCUGUUCUGUUCUGUUCUGUUCUAUUCUGUUCUGUUCUGUUCUGUUCUAUUCUGUUCUGUUCUGUUCUAUUCUGUUCUGUUCUAUUCUAUUCUAUUCAGUUCUAUUCAGUUCUAUUCUGUUCUAUCCUGUUAUAUUCUGUUCUGUUCUAUUCUGUUCUGUUCUGUUCUAUUCUGUUCUGUUCUGUUCUAUUCUGUUCUAUUCUGUUCUAUUCUAUUAUGUUCUGUUCUAUUCUGUUCUGUUCUAUUCUGUUCUGUUCUGUUCUAUUCUGUUCUGUUCUGUUCUAUUCUGUUCUAUUUUAUUCUAUUCUAGCAGGGCACUGAACAGACGGAAGAGAGAAGAUGGUGAGAGAGAGAGAGAGAGGGGAGAGGGAGAGAGAGAGAGAGAGAGAGAGAGAGAGAGAGAGAGAGAGAGAGAGAGAGAAAGACAGAUAGAAAGACAGAGAGAGAGAAAGAGAGAGAGAGAAAGAGAGAGAGAAAGAUCAUUAUAAUAUUCUUAUUUUAUUACUAUUUUAUCACUAUUUUAUAUUAUUAUUAUUCAAUAUUGUUUUCUUACAAUGUAUAUUGUAUACAUUGUUGCUAUGGCAAUAUUGACUCAAUGUUUUUCAUGUCAAUAAAACAGCUUAAAUUUGAAUUUGAGAGAGACAAAGAGAGACAAAGAGAGAAGGAGAUGGAGAAAGAGACAGACAGAUGAGGGAAAGAGAGAGAGACAGAGAUACAGAGAGGGAGAGAGAGAGAGAGGUGGUGGUGGGGGUGGGGCUGGGGCUGGGGCAGCGAGCGGACUGAGACUGGGGCUAUCCCAGAUCACUUCAGGGCAUGGAUGACUCAUCCAUCAUCAUGCUCUACCACCCAGAGAUAACACACAGCGUAUGAGAGCAUUGCUGUGUUUUAGACAUUGACCACAAGCUAGCCAAGGAUAUGUUAUCUUUCUGCUAAUCUGGGGUUGGCAGACCCUGGUGAUACAGGCAACAUUCUCUGCCCUCCACUCCUCCUCCCCUCCCUCCCCUCUUCCCUCCACCCUCUCCCCCCCCCCCCCCACACACACACUAUAGCUGCUGCCAUGCUGCCUGGCUAAAGUACCAAGACAAAUGCAGAUCGGUUUCUGUUUCCAUGGCUACCGUGGGGCUGCUGCAAAGACUGCUGCAAAAAGCCAUUUUGCUUGAAGACAAUAGUUCUCAAACACACUACACUAGACACGCUUAUAACCCAUACCAGACACUCCUCCACUCUCUCUAGGGUCAGCUGACUCAAAUAUGCUAUUUGGAGGAUGCACUUAGCUACACACAGUAACAGACUAAGUUGGUGUUUUAAAGGAUGUAAUAUAGGAGGUAUUUUGUUGUUUUACAUCAGUAUCAACCUGGUUUUAUAAGGAUUUAGAACAUGUAAUGGAGCAGUAGUGAAGCUUUCAUACAUCGGAAUCUAUGAAUAUAGAAAUGUAUCCUAUAGAAUAAUAUUUGAAAUGUUUGACUAUUAUGAUGGCCAUACAAUGCAUUGUUCAUUUCUACAUUUUGGAUCUAGUAUGUCUGCCUCUGCUUGGAUAGCUGAUUGAUGUCCUUGUUGUAAUAAACAAUGAGAGGACUGACAGCUGCUUGAUAUACAUUAGCUAGCUCACUGACCAUCAUUAUGACUGUAAUACCUGGGUUGGGUUACCUCCCUGUCCCCUUCCCUGGUUCUAAUCUAGUUACUGAUAGAUGUAUGGGUUUUCCAUGUGUGCGUUCCAAAUGGCACCCUAGUUCCUAUAUAGAGCCCUGCUUUUGACCAGGGUCCAUAGGUGGUCCGUAGUACACGGAAUAGGGUGCCAUUUGCAGUCUAUAACAUCCACCCAGCAAAUAAACAUUAAGACCAACAUUAAGACCAACGUUAAGACCAACGUUAAGACCAACGUUAAGACCAACGUUAAGACCAACGUUAAGACCAACAUUAAGACCAACAUUAAGACCAAUAUUAAGGCCAACGUUAAGACCAACGUUAAGACCAACGUUUAGGCCAACGUUAAGACCAACAUUAAGACCAACAUUAAGACCAACAUUACUAACUAACUAGAUGUGAGGCUACGAGGCCUAGAGGUAAUGUGUGUGUCCUCUACUACAACCUAUGCUGCCCAGCAUCUUAUAGGUGACAACGUUUCCACUACUUAGGUCCCAUUCUUUUUUAUGAAGACCUGCUAUAAAUACAUUGAAUGUGCAUAUGUCAUCUUUUUCUAUUCUGUCUACAGGCUGCGCUGGCUGGAGGGACCACCAUGGUUAUAGGACAUGUGUUACCGGAGAAGAACCAAUCUCUGCUGGAAGCCUACGAGAAGACCCGCUCCCAGGCUGACAGUAAAGCCUGCUGCGAUUACGCACUGCAUAUGGGGGUCACCUGGUGGGGGCCCAAGGUAACUGUCACACUCCUUUGAUAACUGGUGUUUGAUGGUAUUAUACCCUUUUCCAUUUUACUGAGCUAAGAUGAACCAAACAGAGCCGAUCUCUACUGCACUGGCCUGAUUACACAUCCAUAUUAGUUGCUGGAUCUGUGCUGGAAAAGACAUUGUGAAAGAAAGAUAUCCAAGCCAGCAUAGUACAAUUCAGAUAGGCACGAUAAUAUGAAAAGGUAUGACUCCUGACUGUGUUCAUCUUGUACAGGUGAACUCUAAACUCUACCCUCUGACCUGUAGGUGCGAGCUGAGAUGGAGAGCCUGGUGAGAGAUAAAGGCAUCAACUCUAACCUCUACCCUCUACCCUCUGACCUGUAGGUGCGAGCUGAGAUGGAGAGCCUGGUGAGAGAUAAAGGCAUCAACUCUAACCUCUAACCUCUGACCUGUAGGUGCGAGCUGAGAUGGAGAGCCUGGUGAGAGAUAAAGGCAUCAACUCGUUCCAAAUGUUCAUGGCCUAUAAGGACCUGUUCAUGCUGAGGGACUCCGAGCUCUUCCAGGCCCUACAGAACUGUAAGGACAUCGGGGCUGUGGCCCGUGUAUUCGCUGAGAACGGAGAGCUGGUGGCCGAGGUGGGUCAGAGACUCUGGUUCAAUAUGUAGUUCUAUAUCCCUGAAUUUUCUUCCAUUGUUUCUUUGAUCAGAAAUACAUUCUCGGUAAUGAUUCAGAUUUAGAUUUAAAAAACAUGUAUGUUCUCAAUGAGGCAAGUCAUUUGCAGCAACCACAAUACAUACAAACUAAAUCACAUUUUUACUAAUUACUAGAAUGGACAUUCAACAUUACGUGAUGGAUGGACCGGCGGAACAUAUUUAGUGUACAUUCUAUUUCUAUGGGUGAUGCACCACAUACACCAGGAUUCAUGACAUCCUCCUGUGUGUUUUCUAGGGUGCCAAGGAGGCAUUGGACCUGGGCAUCAGCGGCCCUGAGGGCAUCGAGAUCAGCAGACCAGAGGAGGUAAGACCAAUGAAAUUCAAUCAAUCAAAUGUAUUUUAUAAAGUCCUUUUUACAUCAGCAGUUGUCACAAAGUGCUUUCCAGAUACCCAGCCUAAAACCCCAAAGUGACUCUUGUAGCCUGUACUCAUAUCCGACCACAUACUCCCUUAUCUUUCUUUCAUUACUUCAUAGACAUCGAUGGAAUACGUUUCUAUUAGACCUGCACCAUCAAAAUAUUGUAAUGACCCUAGCGUUAUGGAUAUCAGCCCUUCAUAAUAUGGUAAUGACCCUAGCGUUAUGGAUAUCAGCCCUUCAUAAUAUUGUAAUGACCCUAGCGUUAUGGAUAUCAGCCCUUCAUAAUAUUGUAAUGACCCUAGCAUUAUGGAUAUCAGCCCUUCAUAAUAUUGUAAUGACCCUAGCGUUAUGGAUAUCAGCCCUUCAUAAUAUUGUAAUGACCCUAGCGUUAUGGAUAUCAGCCCUUCAUAAUAUUGUAAUGACCCUAGCGUUAUGGAUAUCAGCCCUUCAUAAUAUUGUAAUGACCCUAGCGUUAUGAUAUCAGCCCUUCAUAAUAUUGUAAUGACCCUAGCGUUAUGGAUAUCAGCCCUUCAUAAUAUUGUAAUGACCCUAGCGUUAUGAUAUCAGCCCUUCAUAAUAUUGUAAUGACCCUAGCGUUAUGGAUAUCAGCCCUUCAUAAUAUUGUAAUGACCCUAGCGUUAUGGAUAUCAGCCCUUCAUAAUAUUGUAAUGACCCUAGCGUUAUGGAUAUCAGCCCUUCAUAAUAUUGUAAUGACCCUAGCGUUAUGGAUAUCAGCCCUUCACAAUAUUGUAAUGACCCUAGCGUUAUGGAUAUCAGCCCUUCAUAAUAUUGUAAUGACCCUAGCGUUAUGAUAUCAGCCCUUCAUAAUAUUGUAAUGACCCUAGCGUUAUGGAUAUCAGCCCUUCAUAAUAUUGUAAUGACCCUAGCGUUAUGGAUAUCUUCCCUUCAUAUUUUAAUGACUUUUUGAGCAGCGUCUUAUGCUACUCACCACAAUAUUCUGUUGUUUCUUCUGUCUCACAGCUGGAGGCAGAGGCCACCCAUCGGGCGAUCACCAUCGCCAAUAGGGUGAGUGUGUGUUCUGUGUCAAGUUGUUGCAUUUUCUUUAUCGUCAAGUACAUCAGCACAGUGGUACACCACAUGACCAAAAGUAUGUGAACACUUGCUUGUCGAACAUCUCAUUCCAAAAUCAUGGGCAUUAAUAUGGAGUUGGUCCCCUCUUUGCUGCUAUAACAGCCUCCACUCUUCUGGGAAGGCUUUCCACUAAAUGUUAGAACAUUGCUGCGGGGACUUGCUUCCAUUCAGCCACAAGAGCAUUAGUGAGGUCGGGCACUGAUGUUGGGCAAUUAGGCUUGGCUCACAGUCGGCGUUCCAAUUCAUCCCAAAGGUGUUUGAUGGAGUUGAGGUCAGGUCUCUGUUCAGGCCAGUCAAGUUCUCCCACACUGAUCUCGACAAACCAUUUCUGUAUGGACCUCGCUUUGUGCACGGGGGCAUUGUCAUGCUGAAACAGGAAAGGGCCUUCCCCAAACUGUUGCCACAAAGUUGGACGCACAGAAUCGUCUAGAAUGUCAUUGUAUGCUGUAGCGUUAAGAUUUCCCUUCACAAGAACUAAGGGGCUUAGCCCGAACCAUGAAAAACAGCCCCAGACCAUUAUUCCUCCUCCACCAAACUUUACAGUUGGCACUAUGAAUUCGGGCAGGAAACGUUCUCCUGGCAUCCGCCAAACCCAGAUCCGUCCGUCGGACUGCCAGAUCACACCAGAGAAUGCAUUUCCACUGCUCCAGAGUCCAAUGGCAGCUGGCAUUACACCACUCCAGCUGACGCUUGUCAUUGUGCAUGGUGAUCUUAGGCUUAGGCUGCUCGGCCAUGGAAACCCAUUUCAUAAAGCUCCCGACAGUUCUUGUGCUGACAUUGCUUCUAGAGGCAGUUUGGAACUCAGUAGUGAGUGUUGCAACCGAGGACAGACGGUUUUUACGCGUUUCAGCACUCGGCGGUUCCGUUCUGUGAGUUUGUGUGGCCUACCACUUCACGGCUGAGAAUUGUUGCUCCUAGACGUUUCCACUUCACAAUAACAGCACUUACAGUUGACCCAGGCAGCUCUAGCAGGGCAGACAUUUUACGAACUGACUUGUUGGAAAGGUGGCAUCCUAUGACGGUGCCACGUUGAAAGUCACUGAGCUCUUCAGUAAGGCCAUUCUACUUCCAAUGUUUGUCUAUGGAGAUUGCAUGGCUGUGUGCUCGAUUUUAUACACCUGUCAGCAACGGGUGUGGCUGAAAUAGCCAAAUCCACUAUUUUUAAGGGGUGUCCACAUACUUUUGUAUAUAUAGUGUAACUGAUCAGGAAAUACCCUGCCAUAUCUGGAAAAAGUCCUGCAUUUGGCAAGGGCAAUGGUUUAUCUGGUGAAAGCAAAUGAAACUCUUUCUAAGAUAUAUUGUCUCUCUCUCUGUCAUUCUCCCUCAGGCCCACUGCCCGAUCUACCUUGUCAACGUGUCCAGCAUGUCAGCAGGAAAUGUGCUCGCCACAGCCAAGAUGCAGGGUAAGGCCAAGGCAUAUCCUGUCCUGUUCUGUCCUGUCCUGUUCUGUUCUGUUCUGUCCUAUCCUUAUCCUAGCUUGUCCUGUUCUGUCCUACCCUGUCCUGUCCUUUCCACUCCUAUCCUAUUAUUUUCUGUCCUGUCAGAUCAGAGAUUACUUUUCAUGUGGUUUGUUACCCACUGCUGGCUUGGUCUGGGCUGAUCUUCACUACAAAUGUGUUUUGGAACCCCAUCCCUGUCUGUCUGUCUGUCUGUCUUGUACAGUAACUGGGUUCAUACAGAUCCAUAGAUAGUUAUGUGUAGUGUGUACACACUUAAUGAUCUGUCUGUAGGUAAAGUAGUCCAUGGGGAGACCACCACGGCACAUGCGGUGCUGAACGGCCUGCAGUACUACCACCAGGACUGGGCCCAUGCUGCAGCCUACGUCACAGUGCCUCCUCUACGCCUGGACCCAAACACACCCAACUACCUGAUGAGUCUACUGGGGAAGUAAGAGCACACACACACACACACACACACACACACACACACACACAACUACCUGAUGAGUCUACUGGGGAAGUAAGAGCACACACACACACACACACACACACACACACACACACACACGCACACACGCACACACACACACAACUACCUGAUGAGUCUACUGGGGAAGUAAGAGCACACACACACACACACACACACACACACACACACACACACACACACACACACACACAACUACCUGAUGAGUCUACUGGGGAAGUAAGAGCACACACACACACACACACACACACACACACACACACACACACACAACUACCUGAUGAGUCUACUGGGGAAGUAAGAGCACACACACACACACACACACACACACACACACACCCAACUACCUGAUGAGUCUACUGGGGAAGUAAGAGGGGCACAUUGCCUUUGUAAUCUGCUAAAGGUGUUUAAUGUUUGAGCCGACAGCCGCAACUGUGAUGUCCCGGAAUGUCGGGGAAUUGUCAUUAGAAUUAUAUCGUAAAUCUACGUUGGAUUGAAUCCAGGCACCAGUCUGUUGGCAUUCAAUGAUAUAAUCCAGGCACCAGUCUGUUGGCAUUCAAUGAUAUAAUCCAGGCACCAGUCUGAUGGCGUUCAAUGAUAAAAUCCAGGCACCAGUCUGUUGGCGUUCAAUGAUAUAAUCCAGGCACCAGUCUGAUGGCGUUCAAUGAUAUAAUCCAGGCACCAGUCUGUUGGCGUUCAAUGAUAUAAUCCAGGCACCAGUCUGUUGGCGUUCAAUGAUAUAAUCCAGGCACCAGUCUGUUGGCGUUCAAUGAUAUAAUCCAGGCACCAGUCUGUUGGCAUUCAAUGAUAUAAUCCAGGCACCAGUCUGUUGGCGUUCAAUGAUAUAAUCCAGGCACCAGUCUGAUGGCGUUCAAUGAUAUAAUCCAGGCACCAGUCUGAUGGCAUUCAAUGAUAUUAUUACGUUUCAUCUAAAUUUCCCCCCUGACCCGUCCUCUCCUCCUUCUCUCUGGUCUUUAACAGUGACACUCUGAACAUUGUGUUAUCAAAUCAAAGUGAAUGAAAUGAUGGUGUGUGUGUGUUUCCCCUGACCUAUCCUCUCCUCCCUCUCUCUUGCCUACUACAGUGACACUCUGAACGUAGUGGUGUCUGACCACCGUCCCUUCACCACUAAACAGAAGGCUAUGGGCAAGGAUGACUUCACAAAGAUCCCCCACGGAGUCCCCGGCAUCCAGGACCGCAUGAGCGUCAUCUGGGAGAGAGGAGUGGUAGGCAAAGAUAUAAAUAUUAUUAUAGUAUCUCUGUCUAGGCUAAGAUAGAAAUAGUAUUAUAGUAUCUCUGUCUAGGCAAAGCUCUGUGCUCUACGACCAGAUGGCUAAAAAAAAGACAAACAUGUAUCUCUAUGUAUGAAGGCAAAGCUCUACGGCUGGAUAGAAAACAGAAAACAUCUGCUGUUGUUAUUGCUGUAACUAACUUACUAUGGUGCAGACAGAAAUGUAUCUGUUGCAAUAUUUGUUGUGCAUGGUCCCUGACUAAUACAUAUGCUGUUUGAUUCUAGUGGUAAACAUCUUGAUAACAUAAUUUCUCCCUCCCUCCCUCUCCCUCUCCUCCUCCCUCCCUCCCGCUCCCUCUCCCCCUCCCUCCCUCUUCCUCUACCUCUGACAUGGAACAUUUUGAUCCCCUGCUAAUCUAGGUCGGAGGCAAGAUGGACGAGAACCGUUUUGUUGCGGUGACCAGCUCCAACGCAGCUAAGAUCUACAACCUUUACCCCAGGAAGGGUAGGAUCAUCCCAGGGGCUGACGCUGACGUGGUGGUCUGGGACCCAGAAGGGACCAGGUAUGUAAAGCUAUUCACUAUACACACUAUACACUCACUCCCUCCCUCCUCACUACUACCGCUACAUCAACCCUUUACCCCCUGGGGGAUGUUAAGAUUUAACCCUCUGGGGGAUGUUAAGGUUUAACCCUCUGGGGGAUGUUAAGGUUUAACCCCCUGGGGGAUGUUAAUGUUUAACCCCCUUGUGGAUGUCAAGGUUUAACCCUCUGGGGGAUGUUAAGAUUUAACCCCCUGGGGGAUGUUAAUGUUUAACCCCCUUGUGGAUGUCAAGGUUUAACCCUCUGGGGGAUGUUAAGGUUUUCCUUUGAUAGUGCAAUAAUAAUAUACCUCUUUCCAGAUGCUUUUAUCCAAAAUCACUCAGGCCAGGAUUCAAUGCAAGGCGCAACAUGAAUGUGAUGAAUGUGCACUAUAACAGACAUUUAAAGAUAAUUUACAUGUGUCCCAACAUGAAUGUGAUCCCUGUGAAUGUCGGGGAAAAAGCCUUUAAAAGGCACAUUGUCGGCUGUCGAGUGCGUUGGGCUACAACGCGCCUUGCAUUGAAUUCGGCCUUACGGUAACAGUGAGUGAAUAAAUGUUCUGCCCAUGAUCCAUGCAAGAAUUGAACCUACCAUGCUGGUGUUACUAGCGUUCUUCCCAGCUGAGCCACACCAAUAACAGUAGCAGGUGUGAAGAAGCCAUGUUUCUCUGUGCCCAGGACCAUCUCUGUGGACAACCAGGUGCAGGGUGGAGACUACAACCUGUACGAGAGUCUCCGUUGCCAUGGUGUCCCCCUGGUUACCAUCAGCCGUGGCCAUUUGGUCUAUGAGAAUGGAGUGUUCACGUGUUCUGAGGGCUCUGGGAAGUUUUAUCCUCUCAGGACCUUCCCAGACUACCUCUAUAAGAAGAUGGUUCAGCGGGAGAAGGUACUGUACAAAGCCAUCAACAGGAUGUGGAUUUUAAAAUGUUAAUUUACUCAGCAAUUUUGCAGCAGACAAACAGUGAUCUUUAAAUGGCAUAAACUCUCCAUACCUGCUUCAGAUUGUCUUUAUUGUCAUCAAGUGUUAUGUGUUUUACUGUCUAUAACCAGAGACUAAUUAUUGUGUGUGUCUGCGUGCAUCCGUGCCUGUGUGUUUUUGCCUGUGUGUCUGUGUGUGCCUCUCUCUGACUCUCCUCAGUGUCAGGCCCUCAAGGCUGUGGAGCGUGAGCCGUACGAAGGAGACGUAGCAGUGAUGCAUUCUGGGAAGAAGGACUGUGGACCGUGUGACGGGGACACUCCAACACGACCACACACCAAGCAUGGAGGACAGAGAGACCUGCAUGAGUCCAGCUUCAGCCUCUCUGGUAUCACACACAAUGCAUCGCUUUGCAAAUUGGGAUUUUAUCAUUUGCUUCCCUGCCUCUAAGGCCUAGAGAACUUUAUUAAUGCAGUGUCUAUUCUAUCUAAUUAACAAUUAGCUCAUUUUUGCUAACCUGACAGAUUGUAAUUUCUCUUUUUGUCUAUCAAUCUCUCCAGGUGCCCAGAUCGAUGAUAAAAUCCCAAAGAGAUCUUCUGCGAGAAUUCUGGCCCCCCCAGGUGGUCGAUCCAGUGGCAUCUGGUAACUGUGUGGAAGAUUAGCGAGUUCUAGAACCAAACAGCUACCAUAGUUCUCAAUUACAAUGAAGAAUGGAACCUGAAGAGAAGUUCAGGGCCAACCAAGACAACUGCUUGUUACGAUCACCCAGAAAGCAUAGAAAGAAAAAUAUUACUCACAUUUUAUUUGAAAAACGAACGCACGUAUUUAGUGUACAGGUAAAAGUCAGUAAAUUAGAAUAUUUUGAAAAACUUGAUUUAUUUCAGUAAUUGCAUUCAAAAGGUGUAACUUGUACAUUAUAUUUAUUCAUUGCACACAGACUGAUGCAUUCAAAUGUUUAUUUCAUUUAAUUUUGAUGAUUUGAAGUGGCAACAAAUGAAAAUCCAAAAUUCCGUGUGUCACAAAAUUAGAAUAUUGUGUAAGGGUUACAUUUUGAAGACACCUGGUGCCACAAAAUAAUCAGCUGAUUAACUCAAAACACCUGCAAAGGGCUUUAAAUGGUCUCUCAGUCCAGUUCUGAAGCCUACACAAACAUGGGGAAGACUUCAGAUUUGACAGCUGUCCAAAAGGCGACCAUCGACACAUUGCACAAGGAGGGAAAGACACAAAAGGUUAUUGCAGAAGAGGCAGGCUGUUCUCAGAGCUCUGUGUCCAAACACAUUAAUAGAGAGGCAAAGGGAAGGAAAAACUGUGGUCAGAAAAAGUGUACAAGCGAUAGGGAUCACCGCGCCCUAGUCAAGAUUGUGAAAAAAAAACCAUUCAAAAAUGUGGGGGAGAUUCACAAGGAGUGGACAGCUGCUGGAGUCAGGGCUUCAAGAUCCACCACCAAGAGACGCUUGAAAGACAUGGGUUUCAACUGCCGCAUACCUCGUGUCAAGCCACUGUUGACCAAGAAACAGCGCGAAAAGCGUCUCACCUGGGCUAAGGAAAAAAAGAGCUGGACUGCUGCUGAGUGGUCUAAAGUCAUGUUUUCUGACGAAAGCAAAUUUUGCAUUUCCUUUGGAAAUCGAGGUCCCAGAGUCUGGAGGAAGACAGGAGAGGCACAGGAUCCACGUUGCCUGAAGUCUAGUGUAAAGUUUCCACCAUCAGUGAUGGUUUGGGGUGCCAUGUCAUCUGCUGGUGUCGGUCCACUCUGUUUCCUGAGAUCAAGGGUCAACGCAGCCGUCUACCAGCAAGUUUUAGAGCACUUCAUGCUUCCUGCUGCUGACCUGCUCUAUGGAGAUGGAGAUUUCAGGUUCCAACAGGACUUGGCGCCUGCACACAGCGCAAAAUCUACCCGUGCCUGGUUUACGGACCAUGGUAUUUCUGUUCUAAAUUGGCCAGCCAACUCCCCUGACCUUAGCCCCAUAGAAAAUCUGUGGGGUAUUGUGAAAAGGAAGAUGCAGAAUGCCAGACCCAACAACGCAGAAGAGUUGAAGGCCACUAUCAGAGCAACCUGGGCUCUCAUAACACCUGAGCAGUGCCAGAAACUCAUCGACUCCAUGCCACGCCGCAUUAAUGCAGUAAUUGAGGCAAAAGGAGCUCCAACCAAGUAUUGAGUAUUGUACAUGCUCAUAUUUUUCAUUUUCAUACUUUUCAGUUGGCCAACAUUUCUAAAAAAUCCCUUUUUUGUAUUAGCCUUAAGUAAUAUUCUAAUUUUGUGACACACGGAAUUUUGGAUUUUCAUUUGUUGCCACUUCAAAUCAUCAAAAUUAAAUGAAAUAAACAUUUGAAUGCAUCAGUCUGUGUGCAAUGAAUAAAUAUAAUGUACAAGUUACACCUUUUGAAUGCAAUUACUGAAAUAAAUCAAGUUUUUCAAAAUAUUCUAAUUUACUGACUUUUACCUGUAUAUAUGAUGACAGGGUCUGAAUAACAUUUAUAUGACAUUGAUGUCUUUUUAAUAUUGGAAUAUCUGCCUGUAUGGUCGAAACCUGAACCAUAUUGGGCUUAACUUAAAAAGUUAAACAUUUUUGUUUUUAAAAUUAGACAAAUCUAAACUAAAUUUGCACAGCAGCUAACAUAAGUUGCUAGAUGACAGUUUUGGAUAAAUGGAUGUAUGUUAGAGAAAGUACUGUAUGUCAUUAUACACUAAUGCUUUUUUGGGGGGGGGGGGGGGGGGUGAGUUGAUAAUUGUUUAACCUACAAUGCUGCACUUGUAUCAUGUACUACUUAGCUGCCUUUUCCUUACAUUAUUUGAUGUGUAACAAAACAACUUUUUCUACCAAUACAGAAUCUUCAUGAAUAAAUGUGAUUAGUUAUUUACUACACAAUAUCUCAAAGCACUUGGCAUGAAAUAACGUGGAUAUCUAAUAAUGUUCAUAUCUCAUAACAUGGAUAUCUCAUCAUUUUGUGUGAAACACCUAUUUUCUGUUCGGUCUGUUGACUAAAACGCAAAUGCAAGCUGAUACUUUGAAAUGUUUUUUUUUUUGUGUGUGUGUUAUUGGAAAAUAUGUUAUUCCCCUUUAGGACACUGUAAAAUGAUGAGUCGUGAAAAACUGAGGAUGACAUAGGUCAUUAAAAUACGUAGGCUAAGUAAGGGCAGAGUUUUUAUAGCUUCUAUGUUUCUGUUUACAGUUUAAUAUAGUAGCAUUCUCCUUCUUCCUGGUCAUCUCAUCUCCCAUCAAUAUGAAUGAACCUACGCUGUGUUUACUGUAUGUAUGUUGUGGCAUAGAACACUGGUGACUCAAAUUUAGCAGCGUUCUUUGUGUAAUAUAAGUGGUGAUACCCCUUUCCUUUUCUCUGUCUGUUAGCGACAAGCUAGCUAGCUCCUCUCUGAAAUGCCUUUUUCUCACCAGAGAAGUCUCUCAUUAUCCACAUAUUACAGUUAAUGUAUAGAGAUAAUAGUACCUUAACAUGUGUAUCAUUGUGAUUCCUCUUAUGAUGUUCAAGCUAACUACUGAGCACAUAACACUUAGCACAUAACACGGAGGAAUUCUGGUCUUGACUUGCACUGAAACCUAUUUGACAGUUUUGUGUAUCUUUUCGGUUGACGUUUCCAAGGUUGGAACACUGUCAAUUGGGCAAGAGUAGUUAGUGCAUGAUCUAUAAUUCGAUUGAAUCUUGGGUAUUAUAAGGGCAAUUUAAAUAUACAAAAUGUUCUCCAGGGUUUUUUGAUGUUUUUAUGUCAUAAUGUCAGUCAAUGCAUUAUAUCACUGGAUGGCAUGCUUAUUCAAUAGUGUGUCUAUGAAAACCACUGAUGUCUUUCUGUUUUAAAUUGUCUUUACACUCUUCCAUUAUAAGCUACUGAGAACAUAUGAGUUUUAUUUUAUAAGAAUAUACUUUUUUAUUGUUUUUCCGUAGCCUAUUUCAAACCCCACUGUACGAUAUAAGACUGCAGAUGAGGUCCAUACUGGUGCUGAACAUCCUUCGGUGUUUUUCACUGAGGUUUGUCUUUGUUUUAUCCUAUAUGUUCUUGCAGCUCUUUAGCACAAGUCUGAGUGCAAAUAAAACCACACUGAAAUGUCAA